Oikopleura dioica is the source of this 645-nucleotide messenger RNA. Lineage: Eukaryota; Metazoa; Chordata; Appendicularia; Copelata; Oikopleuridae. The record is from the annotation of a GenBank genome assembly.
AUGAAAGUAUCACUCCCACUGAAAAGUAUUUCCCUUAGUCAACUCGGCGGCAUCAACUUUCUCCCGAAUCUGAGCUCCACACAGCUCAAGAAAUCAAUUACCGGCACCAUUUUCAAAACGCCUUCCGACGUUCCAAGAACAGCUGAAUUACUCGAAUCCGACAGUGGUCCAGGGAGGACCGUGACUGUAUCUAGCAAGCCGCGCAUUUCAUAUCAAUCCGAAUACCACAAAAUAUCCGGAAUCGUGCCGCUAAAGGACUCGACAACUGGCGGCUCAGAAGGGACGUACUCGUACUCUGGAUUAGUGCUGAACCACACCCCGACAAAUCUGACGAAUCUUUCCAACUUGCAAAGCUCGGCUGGAGUCAACAUUUGCAUUCUCUCCCCGGAUGUCUCGUUUUCCAAAACUGGAUCUAUGCUUUUCGCUAAUCGGGAUCAAAAAAUCGACAAGUUGCCCCGUCGAAUAAACAAUACGCCCGUCGAGCUUCGCAGCGACGGCGCUGACCAGGAAAAAGAAGCGAUCAAUCAAGCUCUCGCGCAGGAGCUUCAAAUCAAGCAUUAUCGAGAACUGUUCAUACCAGGAAUCAGUUACCCAACGUUGCCGACAAUUUUCCCGCUGCUGCGUCACGCCGAGCACUGGGUGUAG